CAAGAGCAGAGCCGUGGACAUGCGGGAAGCGCGUGGGAAACCAAUGUGAUUUGGGCUUGAGGGGCUGGGAAGAGCUUUGUGUUGCAUUUGUUCCUCAUUCCAGGCCUGUGCAAAGCCCUUUCGGAAAAGAAGGCGGGAGCUGGAACAGGGUGAUUGAAUGCACUUUGUGCUCUGUUUUGAGCCAGGAAAUCGAAACUAACAGCAGCAGAAGUGAAACCAAGUCACAUUUCAGAGUUUGCUGCAGGAAGGCAUUGAAGCUAUUUGUCGCCCAACUGCUGUGCAAUGGAUUCUCAGCCCUUGUUAAGUGAUGCCAAAGAGGUAUAUGGAAUUAGUGACCCCCAAAUUUUGCCGUUCCCCUCAAAUGCAGCGACAGCCAGUGGCACGCAGUGUGAGGAUGGUCCAACUGCCCCGCCUGCUGACAUGUUGGAUGAAGUGGCUGGGUAUGAAGGGACCAUCGCAGGUGGUGGUGAAGAAAGAUACUUGCCACCUCCGGUGGUUAUGCCAGAGGAUGCCACGCGGGAUCUGCCUGCCCCACGUCAGGAUUGGAGGAUUCCUUCCAUCAGUGAAGAUACAGCCAGAGAAGCCUUUAUCCAAUUUGCAACCACCAAAUGGUGCUACAGCACUCACCCAGCCAAAGAGAUGGUCUUUGUAGACUUAAAGCCAUUCAACACCUACAGGUAUUCUCUCGAAAGUUUCACUGAAUCCAGAUCAACCGAGUGGACGACCGAACCUUAUCACGGGCAAUUUGUCGAUAGCUAUCUCUGUGGAGUGCCUCCUCCUCCCUGGAAUAUAAUUGUAGAAAGGCCUCCAAUGUUUCAGAAAAACUGUGAGAAAGUGCCAGUGCCUCACACUUCAUCUGUAAAGGGGUGUCACACAUGCUUGACUUUAGGUCGCUGCCCUUGUAGAAAGUGUACUGCAACUGGGAAGGUGAGGUGCUGGAUUUGUAGUGGUCGAGGGUACCGGUUAGAGGAUAGUCAAUGUUCCGGUUGUUUAGGCACUGGCUUUCAGCGUUGCAGAUCUUGCUCUGGCCAAAGAACCCUACCUUGCGGGACGUGUAAGCAAAAAGGACAAUUGCUGGUUUUCAUUCAGCUGACAGUCACGUGGGGAACCCAUGUAUAUCAACAAGUGGCUGACCAGCAGUGCCCUCUCCCUUCAGUUCUCUACGAGAAAGUCACUGGGCAGCUGGUCUUUGAUGAUGAACAGUGGAAGGUCAAGCCUAUACUAGGAUUUCCGGAGCCUCAGAUCAAUCAGGCUUCCCAAACAGCGAUCGAAAACCACCAGAUCCAGAUUGCGGGUAUCUCUCGUAUAAUCCGGCAGCGCCAGAAAAUCGAACACAUUCCUGUCACCCUGGUGGACUACAAGUGGAAAGAAAAAGAUUUCAGUUACUUUGUGUACGGUGUUGAGAACAAAGUAUAUGCUCCCGACUACCCAGCCAAAUGCUGUUUUUGCGCAGAGCUGCUCAACGGACUGAUGUACCCUCAACAGGCAACACCGCCGUGGGCAGGACCUGGUAGUCCGCCGAUGGCUGCUGAAGGGCCAACUGCACCACCUGCUGAAAUGCUGGAUAAAGUGCCUGGGUAUGAAUGGAUGGGUACCGGGGAUGUUGAGCAGAAGUAUAUUCCUCCUCCGCCUUAUCCUGUGUGCAAUCCAGAAACUCCCCAACAUCCCACUAUGCCACAAUGGAGCCUGCCUUCUAUCAGUGAGGACACAGCUCGUCAGGCUCUGCUCAAGUUCUCGGCUGAUCAUGCUACUUACAGCAGUCGACCCGCUCGGGAAAUGAGCAUCCAAAACUUAAAAGCGUUUACCACAUACAGAUACCAACUCGAAAGCUUCACUGAAUCCAGGUCACACGAGUGGAAACACGAACCUUAUAAUGGCCAGGCUGUUGACGCCUUCGGCUUUACACCCCCUCCACUUCCCUGGGACGUGAUGGUGGAUAUCCCGGAAAUGUUUGCCAAAAACAAAAAGAAGCUUCCGGUGGCUCACACUGCGUCUGUGAAGCCCUGCUAUCGGUGUAUGGCCACAGGCAGAUUACCAUGUAUCGGUUGUGUUGGAACUGGCCAGGAGAAUUGCUUUGUCUGUGGUGGACAAGGAAGCCAGUUUGGUGGGGAAAAUAAAUGCAACCGUUGUGCGGGUAGAGGGAAAGUAAGUUGUAACAAGUGCUCGGGAUUCGGUCAGAAGACCUGCGACGUAUGCAAUGGGCAAGCACAGUUACUACACUUCAUCCAGCUGACAAUAAAGUGGAAAAACAAUCUUUUCGAACAAAUCAUUGCCCAGCAAAGUGGAUUUCCCGAAGAUCGCUUCAAAAAAGUCAGUGGCCAGAAGCUUUUCACUGAUCAGCAAUAUCAGGUGUAUCCUUUGAUGGGAUUCCCAGAUCCUCAGAUCACUGAGGUCUCUCAGAAGGCGCUACAAGAACAUCUGACCCAGUUUGGUAGGACAUCACGGAUAAUUCAGCAGCGACACACUGUCGAAUUCAUUCCUCUCACCCAAGUGAACUUUCAGUGGAAGGGCAAGGAGCAAAGCUACUUUGUGUACGGUACCGAACAUAAAGUUUAUGCCCCAGAAUAUCCUGGAAAGAAUUGUUUGAUUAUGUAAACCUAUCAAAAGCAGACAACAACAACACAACAACAACUUGCAUUUACAUAGCGCCCUUCACACAGGACGGAGUCUCGGAGCGCUUAAGCAAAUUGAUGUAACAAGGGUGGGCCUAAACUAGAGCUCCCGUGUAAAGGGCUCUAUGUAAAUGCAAGUUGUUGUUGUUGUUGUCGAUUUUAAAAACAACAACAAUAUGCAUUUACACAAAACCUCACAUAAGUCGUAUCAGUUGGGGCCAUAUAUUUAAGAUGACUUAACGCCAAAUUAUCAGACUUGCAGAGAAUAUAAUCGCUUCAAUGGGAUUUUAGCAGACGUGUGAUUUAGGAGCUUAUACGAUUUAUACAGAUCAGACUUAAUCGCGUUUGUACCGCCUAUAGUGCGCUUAAUAAUUAUAAUAAUCCUUGCAUUUGAUACAGCGCUUCAUCACGUGUUCGAGACGUCUCGCUGUAAAGUGAAUCGACUGCAUAUUUUAUGGGUCAAAGUGGGGGUUAGUGUCUCCGAGGGCAGAAAUUGCUUUUAAAGGUGAUUACCACAAUUUAAAUGAACGGAGUCAUAGACUCGGGUGCAGCAAAUUCCCUCGACGUCUCGUUUGACGAAAGCUGUACUUGUGAUUAUCUUUAGACAGUUCAUAUUAUAGACCCAACAAGGGCACAGCCUUUGCGGAGUUUGUUUUGUAAUAACAUUCAAUAAAGGGAAUAAUUUGCUAACCGGGAAAGUCGUUAACUUGAUGUAGUACUGUACAAACGGACUUGCACCUAAUCCCUAAAUCUUCCGGUCGAUGGCCAACCUUCGAAUUGAACUACAGUGUGAAAACAAGUGAACCCCACAAAGUUCCGCCCAUUUAUGUUUGAUGUUUUCUGUUUCUCUUCUGCAUUGAUUAGUCUAAUUAACCUCUAACCUCCACUAUUGUGUGGCGUGUGCCUUAUGAUGAUUCGUAAUAUGUAAAGAAGCUGACCACGUUUGUUUCACUCUUUCUAUAGAGGGCAUUUAUAUUAUACAUACGUUACUCUGUUUUACACUUUCUGAGCUGACUGUGAGAAGAAAGGAAAGACAUUCCGCGUGUCCAACACCUUCAAUGAUGAUAAUAAUCCUGGCAUUUGAUACAGGGUCUUAUCACGUCUUCGAGACGUCUCAAAGCGCUUCACAGAAUACACUGUAAAGCGAAACUUCGGUUAUAUUUUUUGGCCAAAAAUAUUCGGACACAACUUUCAGAAGUUUCACCCUUCGCCGUCUUUUCCUAAUGUUAUUUUUUCGUUACGCAUUUCAGUCACAGCGCUCGAAAUGACAGUGUUGUGAUUCGUUGAACUCAGCACAAAAUGUUCUGACUUGAUUGAUAAGAGCUCAGUCUCACUGUGGGAAAAAUCUCACACUAAACGUGACGGGCUUAUCGGCAAAUCAUCAUCACGUCAGUGGCCUCGGGGAACUUUCUGCCUUCAGUUUUUAUCUCUUUGGGUUUUUUUUUUGUCUUCUUCCCAGGAAACACAAAGGGACGACAGAUUAAGCAGUUUGAUCGCCAUUUGUCUUUUGGUCAGCAUGAAAAAUGUGUAAAAUAAAAUUCUCUUGCAUUGUAUCUCAAGAAUAAAUGCAAAGCAUUGAACAA
Molecule: messenger RNA, 4195 nt
Organism: Callorhinchus milii (elephant shark)
Lineage: Eukaryota; Metazoa; Chordata; Chondrichthyes; Chimaeriformes; Callorhinchidae
Product: ssu-2 homolog
Exons: 25
Coding region: 283-2595 (770 amino acids)
Source: RefSeq, a predicted model, not a curated record